Molecule: messenger RNA, 1666 nt
Organism: Silurus meridionalis
Lineage: Eukaryota; Metazoa; Chordata; Actinopteri; Siluriformes; Siluridae
Product: junctional adhesion molecule C-like
Exons: 6
Coding region: 38-820 (260 amino acids)
Biological process (GO): response to bacterium
Source: RefSeq, a predicted model, not a curated record
UUUCAGGAGGAGAUAGAGCACAGACCUCAGACACAAGAUGACAAUAUUAUGGAUUACAGUGGUGCUUUUUCCAAAAAUAAUUUCUGCACAAGUAAACCGCAUCCAUCAGCCAAACCAGGUGAUCACUGCUGCUGCUGGUGAAAACGUAACUCUACAAUGCUUUAUGCUCGAAGAACAAAACAUUGAUCCCAUAGUUUGGUACAAGCAAGCAGCAGGAUGUGAGCCUUCUUUAGUGGUCAUAGUGCAGAAAUUACAGGAUCCCAUGUACAGCAAGGAAUUAAAUUCCACAAGGUUUAAAAUCGUAAAGGAAGAGAAGAGCUGUCAUUUGAAAAUAUUCAAUGUGGAAGAAUCAGAUGAGGCCGUGUAUUACUGCGGCUUAGUUGCAUUUUUAACUGUAUUUGCCAAAGGAACUUUUUUAUCAGUGAAUAAUAAACCCGAAUUUAAAGUCUCAGUGUUCCAGAGCAGUGUAUCAGACUCGGUUCCUGCAGGAGCAUCAGUGACUCUGCAGUGUUCGGUUCUCUCUGAGAGCAGAGCAGCAGAACUCCAAGUGCUCUGGUUCAGAGCUGCUCCAUCACAAUCCCAUCCUCAAAUCAUUUACACUCAUCACAACAGCAGCCUUCAGUGUGAGAGUGAAUCUUCUACACACACCUGUGUGUACAACUUGACCAAGAACAUCUUCAGCCUCAAUGAUACUGGUACUUACUACUGCGCUGUGGCCCUGUGUGGGAAGAUCAUUUUCGGGAACGGGACACAAGUACAGCUGGAGAAUUGUGCAACGACUUCUAAUCCUGUAGUGAUGUGUCUGGGAGCAAUGUUGUAAUGUGUGUGAUUCUGAUCUCUGUUCAAACUGUAUUACUGUGUAAGAGGAAAAACUCUCAGCAAUAUGGAAACAGAAUUCAGCAUGGUGCUGCAAUAAACAUUGAGAACUCCAACAGUCAGGGCCCUGGUGCUGUAGAGCUCACUUACACUGCCUUACAUUUUAAUGACAGGAAAACUAAAAGUGCAAAAGAAAACCGAGGUCGAUCUCACGACAUUGUGUACUCUGAAGUGAAACAUUUCUCCAUUGGUCACUAAAAUCAUUUGUAAUAUUAUUCUGUUUUUGAAAUUGUUAGUAUUGUUUAUAUAUUUUAUUGUUUCUGAGACAAAGGUUGAAGGUUUUGAAUAUUAUAAAAUCUUACUGAUUUUGAAUAUUAAUAUCUGUCUCUGUUGUUCUGUGGGGGGGGCACCAUUUUUCUGGUGUGGUUUGGCUUUCUCAUUCCAAAAACUUUUAUGAUACACAUAUGUAUUCUAAUGGGUGUGGAACCUUUUCCAUCAUAACUCUGCCCCAUACACAAUAUCAUUCUACUUUUUUCCUCUGUCUCAAACCCCUCAUUGGGUUUUUUUUCACAACACUGCAAUCUUGAUUUUGACAAAAUGUCACACUGGUGCCAAGUAAGACCUCAGCCAAACCUGAUAUCUAAGAUUAUAUCUUGUCCAUGUGCUUUUGACAGCAAAAUAAUUGUGUCUGAUGAAAAGACUAUCCACAAAUCAACUGUAAAUCUUGUGUGCACUGGUGUGUCUUGGCAACUGUAAGUGGGUGGAGUCUGUGGUUAAAUUGUGUGAAGAAGGAUGUCACGAGUAACCUACUUUCCACUUCUAGAAGACCAAACACAAGUACAACAUGCGA